AUGACCGAUGCCACUCAGCCCCCUACCUACACAGCCUUCCACCCUUCUCACCCUCCUCGGCCCACCGCCUCAACUGCACAAGAUCGACCUUCGUCCCCCUUCUUCUUCUUCUCCUUCUUCGUCGUGGGCGCGCCACGCGAGACAGCACCGGUCACAGGCUUCUUCUUCGCGGCGGAACUUGGCUUGGAGGCGCUGAAGGCGCCCAGUUUUGCAGUUGCAGCGGUAUUCGUGCUGGGGGAGGAGCGUGCAAAAGGAAGAGGGCGAGGGGAUUGA
Messenger RNA from Coniosporium apollinis CBS 100218, 273 nucleotides. RefSeq lists its product as uncharacterized. The record is from RefSeq and is a predicted model, not a curated record. The transcript has 2 exons. Bases 1 to 273 code for a protein of 90 amino acids. NCBI's taxonomy places the organism in Eukaryota, Fungi, Ascomycota, Dothideomycetes.